Molecule: messenger RNA, 3372 nt
Organism: Epithele typhae
Lineage: Eukaryota; Fungi; Basidiomycota; Agaricomycetes; Polyporales; Epitheliaceae
Exons: 16
Coding region: 1-3372 (1123 amino acids)
Molecular function (GO): zinc ion binding
Source: RefSeq, a predicted model, not a curated record
AUGGCGGCCUUCACCGUAAAGGCCACCUACCGCAACGAAACCCGCAAAUUCUCCUUCCCUGAAGCCCAUUUCCCCACUUACGACCAGCUGUUCAGCCAGCUGUAUCGUGUUUUCCCCUCCUCCCACUCCUUUUAUCUUUCAAGAGUUCUCUUCUCCCCCAACCCCUCUUCCUCCGCUCGUAUCCUCCUUGGCAAAGAGGUCCACUCCGCGGAAGACUAUGGUCGCUGUGUCACCCAUUAUCAAGGACGUUCAUGGCCAGCUGCACUCCUUCGCUUCUCCGUCUUCGACGAGACACCCCACAAGACACCCAGCAUGGUCAGGAAUCUCGAACCAUACAGCGAAGACCCAGUUGCCGUAAGCAGUCGCACUGUCCGCCCAUCACUCUUCGAUCUCCUGGCCAACUCCCAGUCGAGUCCGCAGGCUGCUGCGGAGCCUUCGCAGGUCGCAGCAGGCGUUGAGCCAGUGUCUACCGGAGACCUCUCCCCGCACAGCGACGCUUCCUCGCAGAUGUCCUUCGACUCUCUGUUCAGCAAAUUCAAUGCCAUCCCCAACCCCCUCGUCGAUAUGAAAUCCAGAUCUGGCGAGCACUUGCCUCCCAUUCCACCCGUUUUCGUGGCACCCCCACCCCCCAUCCUGUUCUCGGGACCGGUGUCUCGUGCUCCUACGCAGCCUAGCCCUCCCGAUGAAGACUGCGAAGAGCUGCUGUGCGGCGCCCGCCCGCGGCGUAACCGCAGCUUCUGGUCCCCUUUGUCUCGAACAGUGUCGACAGCGGAUAUGUCACCCUUUGCGCAGCAAGGCCGGCCAGACUCCUUGAGGGCGUCGUCCAUCAUCCUCGAUGAUCCGUCUUCGCUUCUCCCCACAGGCAACGUGGACAGUUGCUGCUCAGUCUCUGAGGGCAAAGUGGAGGUCGAAAGACUGGUCGGCGAGUUCAACCGCGACUUCCGUUCAGUCAUGGCCAAGACCUUUGGAGAGGAAUGGGAUGUCCUACCAUCGGGGGUCCUCUCGCAUAGCUGGUGGGUGCCGUCACCACCCCCUCCACCUCCACCCCCAGUUCCUAGCAACUUGACACUGCCUCCGCUUCCUGCUCGCCCGUUGCCUCCCCCUCCGGGUCUUAUGCUUCCUCCCCCGCCGCCCCCGUGCAUCGUCCCCGCCGCCGCCGCCACCUCUCCCUCCGUUCCCAGCAGGAGUCUGGCGCGAACAACGCCCGUUCUCACCAUCCUCAGAGGCCACGUCUUCCCCAUUAACCCCACUCAGGCAACUGCGAAGAUGUCUCCUUCCAAGGAAGUGGUCCACAAGGGCAUACGAUGCGACUUUUGUGGCGAGCGGGAUAUCACCGGUACUAGGUUUAAAUGUUUGCAGUGUGAUGAUCUUGAUUGGUGCAGCGACUGCGCGACAUCUCCGACCGCUUGGGCAACACACGACGAGGGACACGCCUUCUUCCCAGUGCGCCCCGUCCAUAAGGGUAUCACAUGUGAUGGCUGCAACCAGCGGAAUGUUACGGGCACGAGGCACAAGUGCUUGCAGUGUGCAGACUUCGACUUCUGCGACGCCCAUGAAGCUCCGCACAACUCCUGUCCGAACGCGGAUCAGUCGCAGCCUAUCACUCGUCUGGUCCACAAGAACGUCAUCUGCGACGUGUGCGACCGCGAAGUCGUCGGUGUCCGGCACAAGUGUCUCGACUGCCCGGACUACGACAUGUGCGAGAACUGCAUUUCCAAGCCGUCUCUGCGCUCCCAGCACCACCUCGAGCACCAGUUCUUCGCCAUCGAGAAGCCUGGAGAAGUCAUCGUGCACACCGUGUUCAGCGGCGAUGAUGAGCACAUGCCGACCGCGACUAGGAGUGUCCCACCUCCCCCGGUCACCACUCCUCCUGUGAACGUCGAGCCUGUCGAGCCUGUCAUCCACAAUGCUAUGUGCAACAUGUGCGACUCGCGUAUCCGUGGAGAUCGUUACAAGUGCCUCAACUGCCCAGACUACGACGUUUGCCAGCUGUGCUACACGAUCACCCCUGAACAGCACCCUGAGCAUGGGUCCCCUACACCCGACACGCCCUACGCCCAGUCGCCGCUGGACCCCUUUCACUGGACCAGUCAUUUCGGACCUGUCAUGUCGCCGCCCACCCAGUCCAUGACGCCCAUCCGCGUCAUCACCGAUAUGCUGUCUCCCGAGCCGACUCGUAUGCCACCUUCGCCUCUUCUCACCCCUGCCUCCGCUUUCACUCCGAACCUUGGGUCGCCGCGUUCUACGCCCAUUGCCUGCCAUUUCCCGCUGGUUCCGUACAGCAUUCCCGGCUCGCCCCCUCUCCCGGUUGCAUCCUUCACACAGCGCGAAGAGUUUGGGCUCGCUUCGUCGGUUGAGUCCAUCCCUCGCCUCGUCGAGUUGAGCGAGUGCUACCCGGUUGCUCCUCCCUUGGUGCCGUCACCCAUCCUGGAGCCCGAGAACACUCUUGGGGGCGCGUGUACCCCUUCGGAGCUCCCAGCGUCUUCUGAGUCCUCAUCGAAGUCUGUCCCCAAGCUUAGCCCAGUCGGUACCGAAUGGCAAGAACUGUGGCCGGAGUUCACGUCUGUGUUCAAGCACCUCCUGCAACCGCCUCCCUCUCAUCUGACUUCUCUCGGUCCCUCGACCAUGCCUGGGGAGAUGCUCAACGAGGAGGUGAAGGUCGAAGACGAAGCCUUCAAGACGAUGGACCCCGUCCCGGCGAUGGAGCAGUCCCCGCUAGUUGGCGAGCCUCUUCUCGUUUCUCCCAUCCACCUGGACACUGAGGAUCAGGCCAAGCCGCUCCUUGCGACAUUCGUCUCAGACAGCAACAUCCCGGACGGCCAGAUCUUCCCUCCCGGCGCCGAGUUCGUCAAAUCAUGGCGCAUGCGCAACGACGGCGAGGUGGACUGGCCUGCGACCACGGAACUUGUGUUCGUCGCUGGUGACCGAAUGGCUCCUCGCCUUGUGGCCCCCGCCAAGGUGAUGAUUGGCGUCGUCAAGGCUGGUGAGGAAGUUGAGCUGUUCUCUGGCGAGAUGAAGGUAUGCGCCAGAGGUUCCGGCAAGUACGUUAGCUCUUGGCGUCUCAGCGAUGGCAAGAACAAUCUCUUCGGGAACAGCAUCUGGGUCGAUAUCACUGUGGCCGAGAUGAACGAGUCGUCGGACGAGUCUCUUGCGGCUUCGUCCAUCAUCAUGCCCCGCAACCUCGCCGAGACUACGUCCUCUCGCUCGACGGUGGAGCAGCUCCCUUCGCCAACCUCUAUCUAUGUUCCAUCUGCGCCGCGCUCGGAAGGUGGCUCCUCUAUCUUCUCCUCGACGCUCCGUCCAUCCUCUCGAUUUCUUCUUCUUCUUCUUCCGACGACGCUGUCUACGAAGACAGCCGUUCGCCUCGUCUGA